This is a messenger RNA of Scheffersomyces stipitis CBS 6054, 1416 nucleotides long. RefSeq names its product protein translocase subunit (gene TIM50). The record is from RefSeq and is a predicted model, not a curated record. NCBI's taxonomy places the organism in Eukaryota, Fungi, Ascomycota, Pichiomycetes, Serinales, Debaryomycetaceae. The coding region runs from base 1 to 1416 and encodes 471 amino acids. The transcript has a single exon. Gene Ontology annotation, molecular function: phosphoprotein phosphatase activity.
AUGAGCGUUCGUAGUCUUGUGGCCAGAAGACUCGCACAAAUGCCCAGUGUUUAUGCUGUUUCUGCUGCUGCUUCUGUUUCAAGGACUGUUUCUCGCAUAGGACCAGUUUCGUUUUACUCUACCAACAAGACGGAAAAGAAGACUGAAAAACCUCAGAGCAUUUUAACAGACGACUUGCUUGCCAAAGCGGGCUUUGAAGACAUCCCCGAAAAGGUUGAAGAAACAGAAAACGGAGCCAGUGGCGAAAGCGACGGUUCUUCCGAACAAGGCCCACGUAGAAGAAGAAAGAGAGCUCAGACUUCAAAAGACUUGAAGCGUGAAAGAAUGGCCAACUACUUCUACUUGCUGACUUUCGCUGGUGCCAUUCUUGGUGUAGGCUAUUUAUGCAGAGACUGGGACUCAGAAGAAGAGCGCAAAGCUCUCGAGGCUCAGGAAGUAGAUAACGGCUACACUCCUGGUUUGAUGUAUGCUCGUUUGAACAAGAGAUUGUCUUCUUUGUUUACGUUCUUUUCUGAACCUGCUUUUGAAGACUUGUUGCCUCCUCCAGCUCCUGAAGCUUAUCGUAGACCCUUGACAUUGGUAUUGUCAUUGGACGACUUGUUGAUUCACUCGAACUGGGAUACCAAGAAUGGCUGGAGAACCGCCAAGAGACCAGGCUUGGACUACUUCUUGGGCUACUUGUCGCAGUACUACGAGAUCGUCAUCUUUGGAUCUAACUACCAGAUGUACUCCGAGAAAACAGUUCUCAAGUUAGACCCAAUGCACGCAUACGUUUCCUAUGCACUUUUCAGGGAGGCUUGUCGCUACAAGGACGGAAAGUUGAUCAAGGACUUGUCGUUGUUGAACCGUGACUUGGGCAAGACUGUCAUUAUUGACGUUGAGCCCGAAAGUGUCUCUGCUCAACCAGAAAAUGCCUUGAUUGUAAAGCCUUGGGACGGUAAGUCGGACGACUACUUGAUCCAGAUGAUCCCCUUCUUGGAAUACUUGGCUACCCAGCCAGUCAAGGACGUCAGACCUAUUUUAAACUCUUUCUCUGACAAGAGUAACAUUGUUGAAGAAUUUGCUCAAAGAGAAAGAAAGUUAAGAGAACAAUGGGCUCAUGACCACAAACGUAGCGACUUGCCAAAUGCUGGUGACUUCAUUGGUAAGUUGUUGGGCUUGCCUACCGUGAGAAAAGAACAAAAGAUGCCAUUGGACAUCAUCAGAGAACACGGUCAGUUCCAAUAUGAGCAGAUGCAAAAGUACAUGCGUGAAAACGCCCAGAUCUUCUUGGAAGAGGAAAAGAAGAACAAGGAAGAGUUCGGAAAGGUCUCGUUGAACCAGUUGCUUACUGAGGGUGCUCCAAAGCCCGAGGACAUCAUGAAGGCACAGGCUGAAAGGGUCAAGAAAGAACAAGAAGCCGCAGCUGCUCAAUAA